AUGAACUUGGCGACUCGUGGAGGGCAGACGGAAGAUAAGGCGAAUAGAUACAACAGGACCAAGUGGAAGGUCGAGGAUGAGCAAGCAGGAGCUGAGAUGUUCGAGUCUGCAAGACUGAGUUCUAACGAGGAGGAUGAGCGUGAGCGUGAGGCGCAGGAGAGGAGGCAGGCUGGCGUAGAGAAUGCGUCGAAGACUGGCGAAGAUUGCAGAGGCAAAGUCGUGACGACAAAUCCACGAUAG
Grosmannia clavigera kw1407 is the source of this 240-nucleotide messenger RNA. RefSeq lists its product as uncharacterized. The coding region runs from base 1 to 240 and encodes 79 amino acids. The record is from RefSeq and is a predicted model, not a curated record. The transcript has a single exon. Lineage: Eukaryota; Fungi; Ascomycota; Sordariomycetes; Ophiostomatales; Ophiostomataceae.